Molecule: messenger RNA, 2451 nt
Organism: Kwoniella shivajii
Lineage: Eukaryota; Fungi; Basidiomycota; Tremellomycetes; Tremellales; Cryptococcaceae
Exons: 7
Coding region: 1-2451 (816 amino acids)
Biological process (GO): intra-Golgi vesicle-mediated transport
Cellular component (GO): TRAPPII protein complex; trans-Golgi network
Source: RefSeq, a predicted model, not a curated record
AUGCCCUCUCCAAAUCCUUCAGCGCAUUAUGAAGCCCUUUUCCACUCAUCUUCACUGAACCUCUUGAUACCGGAAAUAUCGUCUUUGCCGACACAUGAAAACGAGAAUGAUCAUCCUGAACUAUGGUGGGAUCAAGUCGAUGCAUCAUUGAGUAGGACUACUGCUUUUCUCGACGAGAAGCUGUUCUAUCUGGUUUCGAUGCAUCUCUCAAAUGAGUCUCUUAGAGAUUUACCUGGGACUCCAGCUUUAGAUGCUAAAGAACCUACUUCUGAGAUGCUCAGAUUUCUCGGAAGACUUCAAUUGACUAUGACAGCAUCAUUCAUACCUUCGUUGCCAAAUCCGAACCAGAACUCCACGCGAACACCAACAUCGGCAACACUCGCACCUCCCUCACACCUUCCAGUCACCCCCAGUGGCACUACGGGAGAUACGUCUGUUCCUCCCGUCACACCAAACCCGUUCCCAGCUAUGAACAAGGAAGAAGAGCAAUAUGCUCAUAUCGAUGGAGUGGUGGUCUGGGAUGGGGCGGUGGAAGAAGUUCCUGGACCAUGGGAAGAAAGCGAAACUAAGCAUGGUAAAAGCUUAGGAAAGAGUGGAAGUGGGAGCGGGAGCGGGAGUGGAAGGAAGAUCAUAAGGGUUCAAGAUGGCUGGGAAGUCAUUUGGAAAGGUGAAGUACCUAUCGCUUACGUCCGAACGCAAAUCCAGAAUCCACUUUUAGCAUUGACGGCUUCAGCGACGCUUCGAGAUACUAGUCAUACCAAGACUCAUCGAAGGAAUGCCCAAAGUAUCGAUGCAAUGUCCAUACGGAGUGGAAAUACGAUAAGGACCGAUGGUACUGAGCUGGAAUAUGAGGAAGAGGAUAAUGACGAGUUUGCAGGGAUGGAGGAUAUUGACUUGCUUGGUGGUUUAACAAGUGGUCAAGACAUCAUGCCUGCUACUCGAUUAGCACCUUCUCUGCGAGAGGAUCUAUCCGUUCCCCUCACAUCAAUAAAUUCACCAAUACCACUUUCAGCCAUGACACCAAUCUCAGCACCUACGAUCAUAACCCCAUCAACUACUUCCUCUGGACCAAGUAGAGAGCGUGGAUUUCCACCGACAACAGUACAACCUGAAAUAUCAACCACACUACGUAAGUCGUACCGUAGAGUUUUGUCACUGGCACCUGGUUUAAGAGUAAGAAUGAGAACUCUAUUCUUGCCUCAACUGCUAUCUGGAUCAAUCGAAGAAGAAGAAGGUGAAAAGAGAAUUGUGCUAUGUAUAGAAAUUGAGAAUUCACCUGAAAGUUCUUUAUCGAAUGGAUUUCAAGUAUCGGAAAUCAAAGUUGAUAUAGGUGGGAAAGGUGGAAAAGCUUCAACUGAAUUAGUUUGUCAACCUGAUACCAUCGAUUUUCCAAUGAAAUUAGGGAGUACAGAACAAUAUAAUCUAUUAUACAAAGUAUCGAUCGCUUCCCCGACUGAGGGAAAUAGCAGGGAAGGAAUGAUAAAUGGUAUAGAAGAAGCCGUAUCGAAAUCACUUGGUAGAGGUGAUGAGAUUAGACCUGUUUCCAUCGUAUUAAUAGGUAGACCAUUUACAAUACAACAAAAGGGAGAAAUCAGAUAUCAGACAAAAGAAUUCCAUUCAAGAUGGAAUUGUUCACUCGAUUUGACCCCCUUCUAUUCCUCAAACUCGACUCCGACACCUAUCAUACCGAGAAAUAGACGUUCGAAGGUAAUUUUACAACCUCCAAAUGCAAUCGCCGGUGAUAAAAGAUAUUCGUUAGCACAUCUACUAUCGGUCGAAAAAGAACGUGAACGAGAACGUGAAAAGGGAUCACAAGGUAAAAGACCGUUAAUGCCAAGUCAAUCUUUUAAUGCGAAUAAUCAAAACAUUCCAGGAAGCAGAGUAUCAUCUUUAGCUUUAGGUAGACAACCAAAUCAAAACCAAAAUCAAAAGGAAAAAUUGGAAAAUGGUUUGUUAAUCUCUGUGAAACUCUUACCACAGUCGCAACCUCAGUCUCAGCUUCGACCUCAAUCGUCGGAAGAAAGUGAAUCUUCUAUCGGACCAUUGGAGACUUUUUCAUUAGAGAUAUUCGUCCAUAAUCGAUCGGAAGAAAUUAGAAGGUUCAGGUUAUGCAUCCCUCCCAGAGACGGCAUAGUGGAGAAUCAAAUCAGGGAUAUUUGGGAUAAAAGAAGGAAGAGAAGAAACGAUGAACCUGAUUGGGGUGUUGAUGAUUCUGUUCUCAAACAAUCCCUCUCGGCUCAUUUAGCCUCCUCUCCAGCGUUGAUACCUUUGGAAAACGAUAUCAGAUGUGGACCCUUACUUCCUUCAGCAAGCCUUUCAGCAAGAAUAAGGUUUUUAGCAUUAAGAGAAGGUGUGCACAAAAUUGAGAAACUGAGAAUCAUAGGUACGGGUGAUGAGGUCGAUUUCACUUUGAGUCCCGUACUCGACGUCAUUGUUGGACGAGGCAAAUAG